CAACAGUCGCAAUUGAAUCGCCGCGCAAGGACAUUUUGCGAGCGUUUUCCCAAACAUCGUUUGUUUCGAAAGGAAAUAUUCAAAAAUUAAAUAUUAAAUAAUGAAUAAUUUUAUGACUGCUACAUGUUAGUGACUUGUGUACUGUCGUAGUGAUGAUGUGGUCGCGCUGGGCACUUACUUUCAUUGGAGUUUCAGUGUUGUUUAGGUGUACGGAUUCAGUGGAUCUUCCUCGAUUUGUGGGUCCAGGCUCCAAUGUGACGGUAGCUCUGGGUCGAGAAACAACCCUCACUUGCAAGGUGGACAACCUUCAAUCCUUUAAAGUGGCGUGGUUGCGCGUGGACACACAGACAAUCCUCACGAUUGCUGGCCACGUUAUCACCAAGAAUCACCGCAUCAGUGUCAGUCAUGGAGACGGUUCCUGGAGCCUUGUGUUACGGGAAGUGGCCCCAGGCGAUGGUGGCCGAUACAUGUGCCAAAUCAAUACAGAGCCGAUGAUGAGUCAGCUGCAUUUGCUACAAGUCGUCGUACCUCCGGACAUUGACGAUGAAGCAAGCAGCAGGGAAAUCAUCAUAAAAGAAGGUGAAAAUGCAGCGAUGCAGUGUGUGGCGUCUGGCACUCCAGCUCCGUCUAUCGCAUGGAGGAGGGAAGACUCACGGCAUUUCAAAAUCGAUAAUAGUACCUUAGUUUCAAAAUCUAGCGGCGAAUGGCUGAACCUGACAGGCGUGGAGCGAGCAACGUCGGGAGCCUACUUGUGUAUAGCUUCUAACGGAGUGCCACCAUCAGUCAGCAAGAGGAUCAUAUUGCAUGUUAUUUUCGCACCAUCAGUAUGGACAGGUCGUGUUGCUCUUCGCGCUUUGUCAGGGACUGCAGUUUCCUUGCAGUGUACUGCGGAGGCCUAUCCGGUGCCUCAGACGUACUGGGUGCUCAAUGGAGAACAGAGACUUGUUAAUGGAACAAAGUACCGCCACUCUCGAUCAUCUCGUGGGUACCGUCACACGGCGACGCUUGUGGUGAGCAACAUGUCACGCGAUGACGCCGGCUCGUAUCGUUGUCACGUCGAAAAUUCCGCUGGCAAAGCCUAUGCUGAUGUAUUUCUACAUAUGCUUACUACAACAACGACGACUACGACAACCACAACAACAACGACAACUACAACCACCACGACAACAACACCACCGACCACGUUAUUACCUUUCGUAGAAAGCCACCUAGAGCAGCAACCUCGCGAGGUUCUGGAGGAUCCUGCUCUCGAGGAUUCCUUCGUCGUUUUAAGCCAGCACCAGAUGCAAAAUCUCGAAAUGAUAACAACAAUGUGACCGUCGAUUGGGGGGCAUGCAGAGUCCCCGUGGGCAAACGGCUGGCCCCCCCUCCACGACUCCUCGGCAAUGACUGCGCCCGCGGCAGCCUUAGUGGCCACCAUGUUGGCAAUGAUGGCGUGAUGCCGGCUCGGACAAUGGCCGUUCUGUCUGUGCUUUUAGACUAAAAUGUCCCAUUGUUUGUGAUAAUUAUGAAUUAUAGUGACUGGCAGUUAAUAUUUUAAAUUUGUUUAACAAAUAUCCAAAAAGUAUCAUUUUUCUCAGUGUCAUUUAAAAAUGAUUACAUGUGUUAUAUCGUUUGUAUGUGUUAUGUGCGAGAUAUCGUAAAUUGUACGUAUAAUGUUAGUCGUAUGAUAAGUACCUCCUUGUUUUUGAUAACAGAAUGUAACCGUAAAUCACAACGAGUGUAAAAUGUAUCAUUUUUCAUUGUUUUGUAUAAAAAGUAUCAUUGAAUAUGAUAAGUAGAAAUUCUAGAAUAACAAAUUCUUCUAAGCGCUGUAAAUAAUCUUGCACAAGUACUCAUAUCAUCACGCUACUAUAUGUCUACUGGAUUAAAUAAGAAUAUGCAAUGCCAUACAAAUAGCUAUUUUAUUUAUUUCAAAUACAUGUUCAUUGUAUUAACAUCUGUUUGUAUGUCAAAAAAAUUAUUAAACUUGUUUUAUGGCAAAAUUGUGGCAUGAUUGUUAUUUUAACCAAAAGUAAUAUUUGAAUCUACACAACUUAUAUUUCUUGAAUUAUAUAAUUAUUAUUUUGAAUAAUAUU
Molecule: messenger RNA, 2078 nt
Organism: Pieris rapae (cabbage white)
Lineage: Eukaryota; Metazoa; Arthropoda; Insecta; Lepidoptera; Pieridae
Product: lachesin-like
Exons: 10
Coding region: 153-1316 (387 amino acids)
Cellular component (GO): neuron projection
Source: RefSeq, a predicted model, not a curated record